Rhipicephalus microplus (southern cattle tick) is the source of this 837-nucleotide messenger RNA. RefSeq names its product piggyBac transposable element-derived protein 4-like. The record is from RefSeq and is a predicted model, not a curated record. Lineage: Eukaryota; Metazoa; Arthropoda; Arachnida; Ixodida; Ixodidae.
AUGACAAGGAGGUCGCUAUCAGUUGAAGAAGCGGUUGAGCUUCAGUUCAGGCUUCCAGAUGAUCCUCGAGAAAGCGACAUCGAGAGUGAACUUGCAGACAGUGAGAAUGAAGGUGUGCCUGCGCUGGCUCCGGUCGAGAAAAGUGACUCAGAUGACAACGCGCUUGAUCAGCCAUCCACAAGCACAGGAAAAAGGAGGCGAUCAUCGUACGUCAGGAAGAAGCCCAAAAAAAGGAAAAGACGCCCGAGAAGUCCUGAGCCAGUCCAAUCGGAUAACUCUGACAGCCGAGAUGUUGCCUCGGAAGGAACCGCUUUGUGGUCUACAGCUCUUCCUGUUCUCAACAAUCGCUCUGUGAGUAGCCUGGAACCGCAGUAUUCGAGCAAGUUGUCCUCAUCUUGUACACCAUCCGAGUCAUUCAGCCUGUACUUCAAUGAUGAUGUACUUGAAAUGAUCGUGCUUGAAACAAACCGCUAUGCCAGGCAGGAGGCUCGAAGAGGGUGGCACGAUCUAACAAAAGGUGAACUGAAAGCCUAUUUGGGCACUCUUAUUUUGAUGAGCGUAAAUCCUGCGCACCAUCUGUACGUCUACUGGAGUAGCGACAGCUUUUUCAAUGUGAAGGAGAUAUCCAGUGUGAUGACAUUCAAGAGGUUUCAGGCCAUUAUGAACUCACUGCACUUUUACGACAAUGAGAAGAGAAAAAGUAAAGGUGAAGAGGGUUUUGUUAGACUGGCCAAAAUACGACCUCUUGUGGAAACCAUGAACAAAAAGUUUCUUCAAGAGUACAAGCCUUCUGGCCACCAGGCAAUUAACGAAAGUAUGGUGCGUUUCAAAGGAUGA